This is a messenger RNA of Adineta ricciae, 1095 nucleotides long. The record is from the annotation of a GenBank genome assembly. Lineage: Eukaryota; Metazoa; Rotifera; Eurotatoria; Adinetida; Adinetidae.
AUGUUAGGAGAAAAUAGUAAAAGCUAUUGUAUGAAUCUGUCGUUCGAUGAUUCGAAUAAACGCCGAUGUCCACUGAUUCAAUACGGUUGUGAACAACAUCAAGAGGAGCAUUACGUAUCGGAGCAGCAUCAGAAAACGCUUGCUACGCUAGCGGAGAAUAUUUUUGAAAAUGCAAAAGUUGCUUCUGAAAUCGAGAAUAUCAGUGGUGAACUUGGAACUUGUUUUGAUAACUGUCAAGAAAAACUUUUAACAUCGUUGGACACUGUAGAUGAAAUCAAAGACACGCUUGAACAAAUCGAUCGCAAUCUAAUUCGAUUGGACAAUGAACAAUCUGAAUUAGAAGAAGAAAUAAAUGAUGCAAAAACAAGAAGUACGAUAGAAACACUUCAUAUUGAUGGACUUGUUUUGAAUCAAAACGUCCUUACUCAGGAAAUCAAAGCUAUAAAACAUCAAGUUGAGUAUGAAGGUCGUCAAAUGAAACAUCGUGUUCUAGAUGGAACACAUCUUUGGAAGAUAUUCGCUGUACAGGAAAAGAUUCAUGAUGCUCAAUCAGAACGUCAAACGAGUAUCUAUUCCCCAGCUGUUUAUACAUCUGACUGUGGUUAUAAAGUAUGUAUGCGGCUGUAUUUGAACGGCGAUGGCACUGCACGUGGAACUCAUAUGUCUCUUUUUCUUGUCAUUCUUCGCGGAAAUUAUGACUUGCUGUUGAAAUGGCCUUUUUCCUAUCGAGUGUCGUUUUGUCUCUAUGAUCAGCGAACUUUGAUGGAAUCUGAUAAAAAUAAACAACCAAAGCAUGUUAUAGAAUCAUUUCGACCUGAUACGCGAAGUGCUAGCUUUCAACGUCCUACCUCAACUAUGAAUAUCGCUUCUGGUAUUCCAAAAUUCUUUUCUUUAGCAAAUCUUGACCAAACAGCAGAACGAAAUCGAUAUAUUAUUAAUGACACUAUGUUCAUUAAAGUGUUCAUAGAUUUUACCGGAUUACCUACAUCAGUGAUCCCUUUUAUUUUUAGCGUUAACAUGGCUUUACCUGUACAUGUGCAACAAAAGUUAAUUAACGACGAGUUGAAACGCCGCGAACAACAAAAUACAACUUAA